Messenger RNA from Emericellopsis cladophorae, 1017 nucleotides. RefSeq lists its product as uncharacterized. Bases 1 to 1017 code for a protein of 338 amino acids. Gene Ontology annotation, biological process: secondary metabolic process. The transcript has 2 exons. Gene Ontology annotation, cellular component: cytosol; cytoplasm. Lineage: Eukaryota; Fungi; Ascomycota; Sordariomycetes; Hypocreales; Bionectriaceae. The record is from RefSeq and is a predicted model, not a curated record. Gene Ontology annotation, molecular function: hydrolase activity; carboxy-lyase activity.
AUGCUUGGAAAGGUCGCCUUUGAGGAAGCCUUCAUCCUGCCCAGCUUCGCGGAGAAGCAGCGCUGGUGGGCUGGGCUGUUCGCCAUUGAUAAGGACAGGCACGUUGACGAGAUCCUGGACAUUACAAAGACCCGCAUCGAGUACAUGGACAAGCAUGGCGUCGGAUACACCAUCCUGUCUUACACAGCGCCUGGCGUCCAAGACAUCUGGGACCCCAAGGAGGCCGGCAGCCACGCGGUCGAGAUCAACGACUACAUUGCAGACGCCAUCAAGGACCACCCCACGCGCCUGGGUGCCUUUGCCACCCUCUCCAUGCACGACCCCAAAGAGGCUGCCGAGGAGCUCCGCCGCUGCGUGACAAAGUACGGCUUCAAGGGCGCACUGGUCAACGACACGCAGCGCGCCGGUCCGGACGGCGACGACAUGAUCUUCUACGACGGGCCCGAGUGGGACGUCUUCUGGUCGACCGUGACCGAACUCGACGUGCCCUUUUACUUGCACCCCCGCAACCCCACGGGUACCAUCCACGAAAAGCUCUGGGCCAAGCGCAAGUGGCUCAUUGGCCCCCCGCUCAGCUUCGCCCAGGGCGUGAGCCUGCACGCGCUCGGCAUGGUGACCAACGGCGUGUUCGACCGGCACCCCAAGCUCCAGAUCAUCCUCGGCCACCUGGGCGAGCACAUUCCCUUUGACAUGUGGCGCAUCAACCACUGGUUCGAGGACAUCAAGAAGCCGCUCGGCCUCGACUGCAAGCUCACGAUCCGCCAGUACUUUGAGCGCAACCUGUGGAUCACCACGAGCGGCCACUUUUCGACCACCACGCUGCAGUUCUGCAUGCAGGAGGUCGGCGCCGACCGCAUACUCUUCUCGAUUGACUAUCCGUUUGAGAACUUUGCCGACGCGUGCGACUGGUGGGAUGAGAUGCACAUGAACGGGAGCGACAAGAAGAAGAUGGGCAGGGACAAUGCAAAGGCCCUGUUCAAGCUGGGCGAAUUUAAGGACAGCGAGGCGCCGCUAUAG